AUGCAAGAAGCCGCCCUGGCGCCCUCAAACACCUGCUACAUAGCCUCCAGCCACAUCCCACUGCUCAACCUCCUGCGCGCCUUCCGCUGGCGCGAGUACAAAUACCACUACUCAGCGCCCGCCGACCUCGACUCCACCAGCGUCAACACUGCGCUCCGCAACAUCCUGACCUUAUGGCGCUACGCCGACCCCUCCCACGGCCCCUACGUGAAAGCGCAAGGGGCCUCGAUUGCGGAUGCGCUGGUGUUUGCACGGGGCUUGAACUCCUCGCAGCCACGGGAUCAUGUUUUUGGCUUGCUGGGGUUGAUUCGGUAUCGUUCUCUGCCCAAGGCGAUUAUGGAGAGGCUGAGACCGGCGUAUUCGCGAUCUGUGCUGGAUGUCUUUCGGGAUGCUACCGUGGCGGGAUUGAUAGAGAAGGAGGGAAUUCCGGAUUUGAUCUUUGAGGAGAUUGUUCAUCGGCAUGACGAUGGUGUGUCUGCUUCCCUCGGCGCAAACCGUUGGCCAUCGUGGGUGCCCAAGUGGUCUGAUGCAAGAGACCUGGAUGACUACCCGGGGAGGCUGAACAAAUGGUCCUUUUCGGCAUCUGGACACAAGCCAUUCGAUUUUAUUGAAGUCGACGACGUUACGAUCCAAGUCCGCGGUACUAUAAUCGAUGAAGUCGCCAGUGUGACCGACAUAUACCGCGUACGAGACUGGAGCCAAGCCGACAACUCGCAGAAUCUGCUCUCAUGGCUACAAGAAGUCGAUGGUCUCGGGUACGGCCAUGCAAGACCUGCAAUCAACACUGUCCUCCUGGCAGGUCUCAACGGCGAAGGUCGACCGGCCACAGAGCAGGACUUGAAUGCUUUCGAGACUUUCCGAGAAGCCAUCAUCAAACACCAGCAACAUGGGCCCGGAAGUUCAUGCUCGACUCGCGUCAGCGAAGUCUUUGAGAGAAUGUGCAACAGUCGGCGGUUCUUCAGGACUGCGCGACAGGGUUCCAUUGGUAUUGGUCCGAACUUCAUGCGACCUCGGGAUAAGGUCGUGGUCGUCCAUGGUUGCAGGGCACCUAUCAUUAUCCGCCCGCUCGACGAAGAAACUCACAGCGUCGUUGGCGAGUGCUAUGUGCACGGGAUCAUGAAUGGAGAAGUCAUGGGCAAGGUUCAUUCUAUGGGCAAUGAAAUGAUUAAGCUCACAUAG
Molecule: messenger RNA, 1179 nt
Organism: Zasmidium cellare ATCC 36951
Lineage: Eukaryota; Fungi; Ascomycota; Dothideomycetes; Mycosphaerellales; Mycosphaerellaceae
Exons: 1
Coding region: 1-1179 (392 amino acids)
Source: RefSeq, a predicted model, not a curated record